CUAUUGUGUUUGGUUAGAAUGACAUAAGUGUUGUCAAAUUUCUUGUAAAUAUGUAACCCAGACAAAAGUAUUCAAAUAAAAUUAUUAUAACUUUAUAUAUAUAUAUUAUAAUUCUUCGACAUAGUUUCAAAAUUUGAAAUGUAACAAAUUGAGAUAUUAAAAUAUGCUGUCCCGAGGGCUACGAACAAAUGUUUGUAAACAUUUACGUCUCCAUCUUGCUAGCUCUCCUCGUUUACUGUUAUGUAAAUCACAACGAUGAGUUCACUGCGACAGCGUCAGUUAUACAGCAGAUCUGGUCGGGGGACUGCAGGUUGUCCUGCAGACAGAGCGAGUAUAGUGGCAUCAGUGGUCUAAGCGGGUUAAGGCAGGGCGUGUUCCAGGAGUCCACUCUACUAGACCGGGACAGUCCAGGUCCCAGCGCUUGCGUCUGCGAUACUUGCCCGUGCUCGGUUUUAGAGAAAAUUCUCAUCAUUUGCAGUCCCGUUAGAAAUUUAUAUUCUCAAUUAAUAGAUCUGAUGUCCUCUUACUACUGUGAAUUUGUGACCAUGGCGACGGAUAUGUUGACGCACUUGGAACAAAUAGUAAACUGCGGUGUGGCGUGUCAGAGACAGUCACGGCUGACAUCUUUAAAAUUGGACUCCGCCGAAAACAUCAACUUUACAAAUUCUACAGCUGUGAGAAAAGAUUCGUUGAGAGUCAACAAGGAUUUAUUAAAUAUAAAACCAUCUUCAAUAUCUUUCCGAAAAAAGUCUGAAGAUGAAUUGAAGAAGAUAGAACUGCGCUCCAGCACAGGAGCUCACGACAUAGCAGCGAAGCUACCCACGGACAACCAGAAGCCUGUUUCUGAAUCAAGAGAAUCCCUCUCGUCUUCGAAAAAUUGCUCGAAGUGCGUCGAGAAGGGCAAAGUGUGUAUGAGACACUGUCCGCGCGUCAAAGAUAAAGACAAAUAAAAAUAGAUUUAAAUUUU
Messenger RNA from Danaus plexippus (monarch butterfly), 967 nucleotides. RefSeq lists its product as uncharacterized. The record is from RefSeq and is a predicted model, not a curated record. The transcript has 6 exons. Bases 189 to 950 code for a protein of 253 amino acids. Lineage: Eukaryota; Metazoa; Arthropoda; Insecta; Lepidoptera; Nymphalidae.